Molecule: messenger RNA, 348 nt
Organism: Ostertagia ostertagi
Lineage: Eukaryota; Metazoa; Nematoda; Chromadorea; Rhabditida; Trichostrongylidae
Source: the annotation of a GenBank genome assembly
AUGCAAACAGUAUGUUUGUAUAUUUUAAGUAAAAUGACCAGGGAGGACUCAACCCGCGUUUUAGGGUUUCAACAACUGAAUGGGGAAGUCCCAAGUUCAAGUCGACCACGAGCAGCCGGAAAGAGAAUCGAUCAUAAGGCGCAGCCAAACGACAUCUCUGUUGCCGAUAUCGUUAAGCGAUUAUCAGAUGAUUCCGCGAUUCGCAAAAGAGAUACUGCUGUGUUGUUACCUGUGGCUCAACCAAUUCUGCAUUCUUCCGACACUGGUUGGACGCUAUCUGGGAACGAACCUCUCAAGGUCGGUCGGUGUGGAAUUCGUUCAGACGAAACCAUUUGCUGGGUACAAUAA